Molecule: messenger RNA, 2229 nt
Organism: Canis lupus familiaris (dog)
Lineage: Eukaryota; Metazoa; Chordata; Mammalia; Carnivora; Canidae
Gene: RHPN1
Product: rhophilin Rho GTPase binding protein 1
Exons: 15
Coding region: 305-2110 (601 amino acids)
Biological process (GO): signal transduction; negative regulation of stress fiber assembly
Molecular function (GO): protein binding
Source: RefSeq, a predicted model, not a curated record
CGUUAGGUGGGGCGAGCCUCACAGACAAUCUGCGUGUGUUCCGGGGCCACCAGGGCCUCAGGGAAGUUAUGGAGUGACAUUGCUGGGACAACCCUGCAGGGAGCGCAGGCUCUGGACAUAGUCUGAUCCUGGAAGCAGGCCAGUUCUGCAGGCCGGGCUGGUCCUGGAGGCCAAGUUGGUUCUAGAAGGUGUUUGCGGAAGACAAUUCUACAAGCAGGGCUGUGACCCCCUGGCCCAGACAGCGCCCGGCCGCCUGCAGAGCCGCAGGGCUCGGGUCCACCAGCAGAUCACCAAGGAGCUACGGAUGCGAACAGGUGCCGAGAACCUCUACAGGGCCACCAGCAACGCCCAGGUCAGGGAGACGGUGGUCCUGGAGCUGAGCUACGUCAACUCCAGCCUGCAGCUGCUGAAGGAGGAGCUGGAGGAGCUCAACGGCAGCGUGGAGGCUGACGGGCCCGGGAGCCAAGGUAUCACAGUCCCGAUGAUCCCCCUGGGGCUGAAGGAGACCAAGGAGCUGGACUGGUCCACGGCCCUGAAGGAGCUGAUCUCUGGGCACUUCGGAGAGGACGGUGCCUCCUACGGGGCCGAGAUCAGGGAGCUGGAAGACCUGCGGCAGGCCAUUCGGACGCCCAGCCGUAGCGAGGCGGGCCUGGAGCUGCUCAUGGCCUACUACAACCAGCUCUGCUUCCUGGACACACGCUUCGUUGCCCCUGCCGGGAGCCUCGGGCUGCUCUUCCAUUGGUACGACUCGCUCACGGGGGUCCCAGCCCAGCAGCGGGCCCUCGCCUUCGAGAAGGGCAGCGUGCUUUUCAACAUUGGGGCUCUCCACACCCAGAUUGGGGCUCGCCAGGACCGCUCCUGCCCUGAGGGCACCAGGCGCGCCAUCAAGGCCUUUCAGAGGGCUGCUGGGGCCUUCAGUCUCCUGCGGGAGAACUUUUCCCAAGCGCCCAGCCCGGACAUGAGCCCCGCCUCGCUCUCCAUGCUGGAGCAACUCAUGACGGCCCAGGCCCAGGAGUGCAUCUUUGAGGGCCUGUUGCUGCCGCCCCUUGCGACCCCCCAGGAUGGUGUGGCCCAGCUCUGCCUGGCCCAGGAGGCUGCCCAGGUGGCCGCUGAGUACAGGCUGGUGCACCAGACCAUGGCCCAGCCUCCUGUCCGAGACUACGUGCCCUUCCCCUGGACUGCCCUGGUGCACGUCAAGGCUGAGCACUUCUGCGCCCUGGCCCACUACCACGCGGCCGUGGCCCUCUGCGACAGCCCCCCGACCCAGGCGGGGUUCCCGGCGCUCCAGCAGCCCCUCCGCGGGCCCCCAGCCACGUCCCAGCCCUGGGGCUCCGCAUGGCCUGAGGAGCCAGAGGAGCGCAGGAAGCUUGGCAAGGCGCACCUGAAGCGGGCCAUCCUGGGCCAGGAGGAGGCGCUGCGGCUACACGCCGUGUGCCGGGCCCUGCGCAGAGUGGACCUGCUGCAAGCCGUGCUGGCCCGGGCGCUGCGCUGCUCACUGGCCAAGUACUCGGAGCUCGACCGCGAGGACGACUUCUUGGAGACCAGCGAAGCUCCUGACAUCCAGCCCAAAACACAGCAGAAGCCAGAGAUCAGGGCGCCCAGCUUCUCCAGCGUGAAGGUGACCGACAUCUUCCACCGGCUGGGACCCCUGUCCGUGUUUUCAGCCAAGAACUGCUGGCGGCUGGUGGGGCCUGUCCACAUGACCCGGGGAGAGGCUGGCUUUGGCCUCACGCUGCGAGGAGACGCGCCCGUCCUCAUUGCCGCUGUCAUCCCGGGGGGCCCAGCCGCGGCAGCCGGCCUGCAGGAGGGCGACUACAUCGUGUCCUUGAAUGGGCAGCCGUGCAAGUGGUGGAAGCACGCCGAGGUGGUGGCACAGCUGAAGGGUGUGGGCGACGAGGGUGUGAGCCUGCAGGUGGUGACGCUGCUGCCCCGGGCAGAGCCACCCGGCACGGGACACCACCGGCCAGCCCUGGGGGGGCUUCUGCGGAGCCAGAAGGAGUGUGGGGGUGGGACGCCAGCUCCUGCACGAGCCAGCCCCAGGCCCUUCCUUGGCUGGAGCCGCAAGGCCAAGAGGGGCAAGAGCAGAGGGAGGCUGUCCCCACAGCCCUGAGCCGCGGGCCGCCCACCCCCUGGGGGUGCCCAGGGCGGCAGUGAGGGGCCAGCUCCCCUGCCCCUAUGCCCUCCUCCAUCCCAGUGGCUGGAGCUGCCCAUUAAAGACAAUGUCAGGUA